GAGACUGAGAGAGAGAGAGAGAGAGAGAGAGAGAGAGGGGAGGGCAGCAGAGGGAGGAAAAAGGCUUAAUUAAUUCAGGGUGGAUGGGAGGGAUGUUGCUGCUGUCCCCGACGAGGCUCCAGUGCCUCCGCUGUCGUGCUGCGUGUAGCCGCGUGUUUGUGUGAGCAGAGAGGACGACUCGGCUGCUGCUGCCUGCUUCCUGGGAACCAGACACCAGUCCAGCCCGGCCGCGGCUCCUCAUCCUGGAGCCCACUGCCUGCCUGACCGACUAGCUGGGUCUUCGCUAGACGACCAAACAGGGAUGUUACAUGGACUAUAGUGGGAGCAGCAAUGGCCAGAGGUCAGAGAAGGUGUUUUUUUGUUGCAGACCUGCUGAGUAACCUUGUGCCAUCUCCGAGUCACGAGGAGUAGUUAGUUACUGUGGCAGACAGUCACCAUACACACCUUGAUAUCCAUUAUCCUCACUGCCACAGGCCCGCUGAGCAGCUCCCAUAUCUACUAGCAAACUAAAAUCAAUUUAUUUUUCUAUCCUUUUUGUUUUUGUAUUUUGGCAUUCAAAGUGACAAAUUCAACAUUUGGAGCAUCUCAGCAACAUUCAGUACGUGAAAGCAACUAAACACAUUGUCAUCUUCCCAGUUUUCUACUCCUGUGGCCUCAGUUAUUUCAACUUUCAACCUCCUAUGUGCUCGCAAGGUGCUUGAUGUAAAGAGGCAGCGAUGACAUCCCAAAACCUCUUCGCCUCAGUCUUAUUACACAACUUGACCCAAGGAUAACCAUCAACCCCCCAAGCAGCACUCGUGGACCGACACACUCCCAGACACAGAGCCCUGCCCCUGGCUUCAGGCAGGAUGGGAGACGGGAGCUGGGUAUGUCUGAGCCCAGCUGAGUUUUCCCAGCUGCAACAAUACAGCGAGUACUCCACAAAGAAGCUGAAGGAUGUGCUGGAGGAGUUUCACGGUGAAGGAGUCCUUUCCAAAUACAACCCAGAACAGCCCAUUGACUAUGAGGGCUUCCAGCUCUUCAUGGCCACAUACCUGGAGAAUGACAUCCCAGAAGAGCUGUGUCAGCACCUCUUCACCUCCUUCAAAAGCAAGACGGGAGGCUGCUCUCCUGCUCAGUCUCGUGCAGGAACGAGCUUACUGGGGAUGAACGGGAAAAGCAUCCUGUCUGCGAUGGGCCGACACACACCGGAGCACUCCACUGUGAUGAGCACCGCAGGCUCGGGAGCCACCACCUCCCCUUGUUCAUCUUGCUCCUCCUCGCAGCGUUCAGGGACAGGGGCCCAUACACCUGGGGGCCCACACCGAUCACCCUGCACCCAGGUCAAAACCUCAGAGGCCAGCAGCAAUGCCCUGACCCCCAACGCUGUUCCUGCCAGGUCACCAGUGUCCCCCAAACUUUCGCCAGAGAGGAGCCACUCUGAGAAGCAUUUGUCACUGCGGAGGAGCCCGUCGCCCCAGAAAAGCUCCCCCCUGCCGUCGCCCCAGGUGGUCUUUCUCAAGGACAUCGUCUGCUACCUUUCCCUGCUAGAGAGGGGGACGCCAGAGGACAAGCUGGAGUUCAUGUUCCGGCUGUACGACACAGACGGCAACGGGGUUCUGGACAGCUCGGAGCUGGAUCGCAUCAUCAAUCAGAUGGUGCAUGUGGCAGAGUAUCUGGAGUGGGAUUCAACAGAACUGCGACCGAUACUGAAGGAGAUGAUGGAAGAGAUCGACUACGACAGAGAUGGGACAGUCACACUGGAGGAGUGGAUCAGAGGAGGCCUCACCACCAUCCCUUUACUGGUCCUGCUGGGCAUGGAUACGAAUGUACAGGAAGACGGGCAGCAUGUUUGGCGUCUGAAGCACUUCAACAAACCAGCCUACUGUAACUACUGCCAUACCAUGCUGCUCGGAGUUCGCAAGCAGGGCCUCUGCUGCUCCAUAUGCAAGUACACAGUGCACGAACGCUGUGUGUCCAAAGACAUUGCUGCCUGCAUCAGCACCUACGCCAAGUCACGUAGACACACCAACGCUAUGCAGCAUGUAUGGAUGGAGGGUAACUCUCCUACAAAGUGCGACCGCUGUCACAGAAGCAUCAAGUGUUACCAGGGCCUAACGGGCCUGCACUGUGUCUGGUGUCAGAUCACUCUCCAUAAUAAGUGUGCAUCUAAUGUGAAGCCAGAGUGUGAUGGAGGAGCCUUGAGGGACCACACUCUGUUGCCCUCGUACAUCUGCCCUGUUGUCCUGGACCGUCAUUCUGUGGUGAAGCGUGGUGAGGGGGAGUCGCCACCCAGCACCAGCCCUGAUGACACCAAUCAGACUUUCAAAUUCUCCCCUGGAGACGGACAAGCACUGCAGAUCACCCCUCUCCCAGGUACUCACCCGCUCCUGGUCCUGGUCAAUCCCAAGAGUGGAGGGAGACAGGGGGAGCGGGUACUGAGAAAGUUCAGGUACCUACUAAACCCCAGGCAGGUGUACAGUUUGGAUCGAGGGGGACCAAUGGUAGGGCUCAACUUUUUCCAUGACGUCCCUGAUUUCCGGGUGCUUGCUUGUGGAGGUGAUGGCACCGUGGGCUGGAUCCUCGACUGUAUAGAUAAGGCCAACUUUGCCAGGCACCCUCCAGUGGCCAUCCUUCCUCUGGGCACAGGGAACGACCUGGCACGCUGCUUACGCUGGGGAGGAGGUUAUGAGGGUGGCAGCUUGCUGAAGUUCCUCCGGGACAUUGAGCACAGCACAGAGGUGGUGCUGGACCGCUGGAACAUAGACAUCGUCCCUGAUGACAAGGAGGAGAAGGGAGACCCUGUCCCCUACAGCAUUGUCAACAACUACUUCUCUAUUGGAGUGGAUGCCUCCAUCGCCCAUCGCUUUCAUCUGAUGCGGGAGAAGCACCCUGAAAAGUUCAACAGCAGAAUGAAGAACAAGCUCUGGUACUUUGAGUUUGGUACCACUGAGACCAUAUCUGCCACCUGCAAGAAACUUAACGAAUGCAUAGAAGUCGAGUGCGACGGGAUCAUCUUGGACCUCAGCAAUACCUCCUUAGAGGGCAUCGCCGUGCUCAACAUUCCUAGCAUGCACGGCGGCUCCAACUUGUGGGGCGAGUCGAAGAAGAGGAGGAACUACAACCGCAUGAGCAAAAAGGUUCCUGACAGGAUGCCAGCCAGCACCGUCACAGACACUAAAGAGCUCAAAUUUUGUGUGCAAGACCUCAGUGACCAGCUGUUAGAGGUGGUUGGCCUUGAAGGGGCGAUAGAGAUGGGACAGAUCUACACUGGACUGAAGAGUGCAGGACGCAGACUGGCUCAAUGUGCCAACGUCACCAUCAGGACGUCCCGACGGCUGCCCAUGCAGAUCGAUGGCGAGCCCUGGAUGCAGCCCCCCUGCACGAUCAGGAUCACGCACAAGAACCAGGUCCCCAUUUUACUGGGCCCGCCUCAGAAGACACCGUUCUUUUUCUUCAAAAAACGCAACCGGAGCCGCGACUAGGACACAUGCAUGCAUACCCAAACACAAAACAACACACAUAUACAGUACAUAUAUGCACACAUACACAUGCCACCCACUGUAUAGGCAGCUCCAUCAGGUGACUGGUACACUGUUCCAAGCUUGGAGUUUGAAAGUGGGAUGUUCAGUAACAGGGUUACAUUGACAAGUGGAGCAUUCCUAAAGUCAGGAUGCCUACAGACAGUUUAUUCUCAAAGGAACCUGCAGUGAUAGCAACUGAAAUGCAAGACUCUCAGUAUACAGUACCGACCUAUUCCUGUGUAACCAUCAUCCUCUAGUCUUGUCUCUAAACCGCCGCCCCAGCCAUGGAUUUAGUCUGAGCCACUUGCAACAGCCAAGUCUCUCAGUCCAAGCGCCCCCUGCCCAAAAGCCAUAUGCCAGUACUGCCAUGCCUGCUAAACACAACUUUGGCCCCUGGGAUUCACUCACAGUCCCUGAAUGAAGUAAAGAAAGUGCUAGUGAGGGGAUGGAGGGUUAAAGAAGCAGGUUGUAUGAUGAGCCAGUAGAGAAAGAAAGAGCUCCAACACACUACAGAAGGGGAGAAAGAGAAGAAGUGUGGAAGUGAUCGUGGUUGUUUACAAGGCUGGUGAGUAAAUAGAGUAAGAUCCACCUCUGCGUUAAAACACCUGUAUGAAUAAUGAAACAGCGGUUGCUUGCUCCAGGGCCUCCCCACAGACUGACAGCACGGUACAGCAGAGGAGAGGAGUGGAAAAGCCUCAUCCAUUAUUGACUCAUUUUGUUUGUGGGUUGAUGGCAGUGGGGUGUAACAGUGGCCUGGUAUGGGUGGAAACAUGCAGGGAUUUUAGCCCCUUAGCAUCACUGGCCUGCAUAUUUACAGACUGUGUAGAUGAUCUGGUGGUAGACUUCAGGCAGAGGACGGGCCUGUCCAGUUAUCACUAUAUAAAUUGACCAGAGUCUAAAUUGAAAGUAGAGAUUGGAGACAUUGUAGUUCAUCUUUGCUUUCUUAAGAAACUCAUUUGUCCUAUGUGGUUGAUGAACUCCAUCCAAAUCGAAUCAACAACAGCUCCUGUGCACCGUAUGCCGUAGGACACUUCUAGUGGGUCAAGGAUUGAAACAAAUCCCUUCAAGGGUAUAACAGCAGGGCCCCCAGGGUUUUUAUUUACCAGAGCAUUGACAGGGGAACUAAAUUUAUCCCUCUAUUUCAGGGAGGGUCUAUCGCUCCUCCAGUGAAACCUUACGCCUAAUUACCGUGUCAAACAUCAACUCACAAUGUCAAGUGUGCUGUCAGAGUGCAAAUCCCAGAGCCUGCCCCUACUGCAGUGUGCUGGGUGGCAUUAAUGCUUUCAUGAUUUGUUUAACUACACCAAAUAAAGAUGUGAUGGCAAUGGAGGAAACAGACAAAAUAGGAGGAAUUGUGUUUGAAGAUGGAUAUAUCAUUCAGAAACAGCUGACCAGGGAGCUUAGUUCAGUGUGUAUAAAGAAUGUAUACAUAUUACUGUCCCCACAAUAUGGCAAAUUAUAUUACACAGUAUGUGCAGAAAGAGUAUAUGUAUAUUUCUGGAAAGUAGGUGUAGCUCACAUAUACUGUACACAAGAAUGUGUUUUUAAUAUAUCAUUGUUAUUAAUGUGGAAUUCCUAGUGUAGAGGGGUUCAGAUCAGUAUUCUUCACCGUACAGAGCUGCUACAGUCACUCUCUGAAGGCAGUUUUCCACUUUGUCUAAUUCAGAUUAUUUAAGUGAAUAACAACAUUGAAUUAAGUGUUGUAUCAUCUUCUCUCCUCAACUUGGCUUCUUCCUUGCUUGUAGAAUAAACAGGAACAACAAAUGCACCACAAUUACAGAAUGUGUGACAAAAUAAUCUCAUGGUUCACAUACUAGCUGUUUCAGAGCUUUACACAUGGUCUUCGUCAGCAAAUGGAGCUGGCUCAAGCGAAAGUAGAGCUAGACCAAUAAUAAAGCUUAUUGCAGAUAUAUUGAAAUUGGUGUAUAUGUCCGCUGACAUGAAGCAAGAAAUUGCAGUACAGAAAUGUCAAAGAUACUCUGUGUUUUGAAAAACAGAGUCAAUUUGAAAAACAGAGUCAACAUCCAUGUUAGUGGCUCUAUGAGGCUGUACUAUAGCUGUGCUUUGAGCUAAAUGCUAAUGUCAGCAUGCUAACAUGCUCACAAUGACAAUGUAAAUAUGUUGAUCGUAGAAAAGGUUUCGGUCGUAGUCAUCUGGACCCUGUUUUCGGAAUCAAGACGUUUCGGCUCCCAUCCGGGAGUCAUUCUCAAUUGUGAAAAAGGUUUCUAAAUGAAACUCUGGAAGACUCCUUCCUGAGGGCAGGGCUUAAGUAACACAGAGUAGCUUAAAUUUCUGAUUUCUCAGACCAUUUUUCACAAUUGAGAAUGACUCCUGGAUGGGAGCCGAAACGUCUUGAUUCUGAAAACGGUGUCCAGAUGACUACGACUGAAACCUUUUCUACGAUGGAACACUCCUGGACGAAUGAGGGACUACACCGUCUUAACAUGUUGAUGUUAAGCAGGUAAUGUUCACCAUGUUCUCUGUCUUAGUUUAGCAUGUUAGCAUGCUCAUAUUUGCUAAUAAGCACUAAACACAAAGUUCAGCUGAGGCUGAUGGGAAUGUCAUCAGUUCUGCAGGUAUUUGAACCAAAGUAUUGGACGAAUUAAAAUGUUGACCUGAUGGUGGCUCUAGAUGAAAAGUUAACGUAUCAUUUAAGUCAUUACAAUUCAUCCUGAGGGGGACAUGAAUGUCUGUGCCAAAUUCCAUGGCAAUCCAUCCAGUAGUUGUUGGGAUAUUUCAGUCUGGACCAAAGUGGUGGACUGACCGACCAACAAACCAAAAUUGCGAUCCCUAGAGCCAUGCACGGCUAAAAACAGUGUCUCCAUUACAUAGUUAGUCUAGUUUAUUUUUCAACUGUAAAAUGUCCCACACAGAACAUAUCUUGGUCAGAAAUCUUAGAAAAAAAAAACAUUUAGGGGAUCCUUAUCAACGAAUAUCGAAUAUCAACCGAUUUAUUGUCAUCAGAUUUUUGUUACUCUCAAACAUCGAUAUGGGCUUCAGAAAAAGGUUGUAGGUAAAGGUAAUACAUGGACCAUGAGUUGAGAUUAUUUCGUCACACACACACUAAGGUCAAGAAUGAACUUUCAUGCUCAAGAAAUCUCAAUCCAAACUGACUAAUACUACACACUGAUACCUUAAAAAUGUAAAGCUCAAAGAGAAUGUAAAUGUGUGAAUGUUAAAACUCAAAUGAUCUAUAUGUGAUGUGAGUUAGACGUUUGUGGAAAACUGUCUUGCACCCUGCUGAAAUGUAAGUGUUAACAGUGCAGGGCAGAGGGAGACUGAGGAGAUGUUCUGAUGGUACAAACUGAGCUCCACUUUAGGGUCAGGCUUUGAUGCCUUUAUACCCUGUUUCCCUUUAAAACACACUAAGUCAUUACUCUCGCACCCAGGCCCCAUCAAAACAGACAGGAUGUCCAGUGUAUCCUCAUACACUGUAGAUAUUUCCCCACCCAGAUGUGAUGUGGGGUUCCUCCGAACAGCAUCAACAUCAACUGGGGUGGAGUUCAGGUUAGUCAUGUGUCACUUUCAUCCAUCAAAGUGGUUUAUGUUUAAAUAUACACCAACUGAAAGCCAUUUAACAUAACUGGCAUAACCUUAAUGCUACAACAACACUGUGGGAAUGUCACAAGAAAAGAAAUACAGCACAUCAUUAUCUUUUUCUCUUUAAUUUGUAGUUGUCCCCAAUGGAGCCUGGGCGCCAAGAGAACUCAGUGGGAAAAGAGUGCAUGUUUACAGUAACUUUACAUUUAUUGAAAUGAUGGUUUUAGACAGCUAUAUUACCAAGUGUAUAUAUUUGUUUAUAAUAUUUUAUCUGAAGUUAUCUUACAUCACCGCAUGCCUGCUGAAACAAAAGGAGAGUGAACAAAAAGGAGUGUGUGGAUCAGACUAUUCAAACUUAUUUCUUUGCUUAAAAAUUCCAUUUAUCUGAUAUAUUUAUUUGUUGUGGUUUUCAUUUUUUUGGCAGCAUGUUUAUAAUCAUGUGCAAGAAAAGGCAGGGAAGAAGCUGUCUUGUUACAUAAAAAAAAAAAAAAGAAAUUCCCAGACGUUUCUAACAUUACAACAUCCAUUUGUGAUUUAUUGUCAGAUCUAAGGGCAGCAACAUGAAAGCCCACACAGCCUGUCUGAGUGAAUUUCCAAUGUGUGUCACAACUCAUGUCUAUUCCUGUUCUUUGAAGUAAUCAAUUGCCUUAACAAAUAAAUGGACCCGCUCUGUGCUCACAGCUUUGCACAGGGCUCACACAGAAGACAGAGAAACGUAGAAAACAUGAAAUCGCAUAAACGAUUGUCGAUUUGUAGCAACAUUUUCAAUAACAUAUUGCCCUAAAAAUUACCAAAAAAGGAAUUGCUUUAACCCAAACUGUCAACAGCUGACCCACAGCAUUUAGACAAAGAAAAUCCAGAUGGUUUUAUCAAUAUUUGGCAACCCAGCAUUGUCUUUUUUGUGUCACCCUAACCUUCAGUUAGUAGCAGAGGUUGGUCCCCAUCAUGGUAAGGGACUGAUGUAAUUUGCUGCCACUGAGCUGACCUUUAUUGGCAAACAAGGGAGGUGAUAUCUGUGUCUGUCUUUACCUGCAGAUCGAGUUUCCUGUGACACGCUGUCUUUAAGGCUAAGGCAACAAAUCCCAUGAAAAAAGACCAAAACCAACAUCUCUCAAUACCCUGUCUGUGGCACUCAGUCCCAAGCCCAUUUGUUCUCACGGAAUACUUAACUCUUUAAAAACAGGUCACAUAUAUUUUGUUUAUUUUUUUAAGGCUCAAUAAUUUCCUAAAACAGCUGGGCACUGUAGUUUUUAGCAAACAUUACUUAAAGGAGUAGUAAAUUUGUUGGGGACUAUUUUCACAUCAUACACAUUUGGUGCUCGAUUGAGUAGAGGAGGACGGUUUUAAGUGGGAUUGACUCAAAAACUACAGUGCCCAUGUUCAUGGUAAUGAAGGAACAUGUCACCCAGUGCAACAGGGUGGCUCAUUGAUGUGUUUUAAAUCAAUAUUUGGACAAAAAGUAGGUAUGUGGCACAGAGAAUUCAUGUGUAUAAGGCGUAGUCAUUGUUUAGUAAGAUAAAUUGUUAGUUUUGGUCUUUUCAUGGGAUCUGUUCACAAUAAGAAAAAUAUAACAUAUCACCAGCCUUAUCCUUUAUUCUGUUUUGCUACUUUUUAAAUAUUUGAUAACUGGCUGGUUGUCAAAGCAUUCAAAAGGCAUCAGGUUCAGGAAAAUUAAAAGAAGAAUCCACCCGUGGACACUCAAAUAUAUCAAGCUGUUAUGUUCAUUCCAGGAGCUAUUUUGUUCUGAAAUGUAAUUUUUUAUGACUUCAACCAGCCUGUUUUACUUUUUUUUCAGUUAGAGAUUUCUUGUACUCUGAAACGGAUGUUUGACAACUCAUAUUAGAGGGCCGCAGGCUACAUGUCUAGUCACCAAACAGAUUUCCAGUUGUAAAAAGAGAGUCCUUAUACAAAACACAUGGCUCUCUAGUCUACUCAAAAUAUCUCUAUGGAAUAUAACGUCAUCUAUCAUUCAUAUUAUUCAUGAGAACAAAUAAAAUACACCACCAAAGAAGAAAAAUGUACCAGAAAUGCAAUACAUCACCCAGAUUAGCUGCUUUUCAAAAGAAGUUUAAUGUAUUUCUGGUGGAUUUUUUCCUUAAACGAAUAGUUUGACAUUAUGGGACAUAUGUUUAUUCAUUUUCUCGCCAAGAGCUGGAUGAGAAGAUUGAUACCACUGUUAUGUCAGUGUGUUAAGUACAGAGCUGGAGCCAGGAGGUGAUUAGCUUAGCUUAGCAUAAAGACUGGAAGCAGGAGGGAAAACAGCUAGCCUGGUUCUGUUAAAGUUUAAAACCCGCCUACCAACAACUCUAAAGCUCAUUAAGCUGUCUGUACGCAAACAGGAAGAUAAAAUAACAAGUUGUACCUUUAUGGGGAGUAACUAUUUCUUGACAAACAAUAGUCCAUCCACUCAGAACUUCUGUGCAUUGUCUUUGCUAUAUCAGAUAUCAGGAAUUUCUGAACAAUACAACACAAUAUCUGGUAACAUGUCUCCAAUGCCACCAUCACUGGCAAUUACAUCUAAAUAAAAUCCAAUAUUAACACUAAUACAACCUAUUCCGCUAGUUUAAAAGGAGCCAAAAACAGUUUGUUUCUGUUUAGCAGUUAUGGUAACCAUCUUGGAAUAACAGGAGGUUUUCCUGUGGUUCCCAUUCUGCUGAUGCAUGAAUGCAGCAUUACUGCUCCCGGCUGUUCGCCAAGAAAUAGUUACAGCGUGUUAACUUCCAGUAAGACCACAAAUUGACAAUUUUACAUUUUUAUUUUUGUACAGUUUAACAAACAAGAUAUAGUGUGUUAAUUGGUUGGCUUUACAGGUUCUGAGUCAGGCUAGCUGUUCACUCUGUGUGUGUGUGUGUGUCCCCCCCCCGUCUUUAUGCUAUGCUAAGCUAAUCACCUCCUGGGUCUAGUCCCAGACCUUACAUACAGACUUGAAAGUGGUGUCAAUGUUUUCCUCAACCGCUGCGUUCGUGUCAUAUCAAGUUAUCGUAAUUACCAAUUUCCAACUUGUAAUUAGUGUUCCCUUCAACAUCAAAGUGGUAUUAUGACUGGAAAGACUUUUUCUGAAACCUCAUAUAUAUUCAAAUUGGGUCGUAAUAAUUCGGAAGAGCCGGAAAACUAAACAAUGAAGGAUGUCUCGCGUCAGCCAAAUGUCGUUCAACGUAAUUAAACCCACAUAUAAUGGAUAUCACGUCAUAGUGUCAAUUCACAGUAUUUUUAACCUUCGCACGACCAACUGCAAUGACGUGAAGUCGUAAACGUGGGAUUCUUUCCUAUCUCUUCCAUCCAUCCCAUAUGACAUGAAAACUGCAUAACUCUCAGCAAGAAAGUGAAUAAGCGUAUUUCCCAAAAUGUUUGGAAGUGUUACAUGUUACUGUAUAAUAUUUCAUAUCUGGGAUCCUGUGUGAUUUGUUACCACCACCACACAAGUCUGCGUUCUUUCAUUAAUCAACAGAAUCACAGUCAUUUGUUUCCAUCUGCUCCCCCCAUGUGGGACUAUGUCAGGCCCCUCCCCCCACCCUUUGCUUGUCUGCCCCCCCUCCGAGGCAGAGGUGGCUAUACAGUCCUGACCAGUAUGAUCCAGUUCUCAUCCUGGGACAGAUUAGCGGUAUUGAGUGACAUCAGAGGCACAGAUGCAGCACAGCCCCGUCAGCGUGCUGUGGCUCUACAUGUACAUUAAAUCAUCAAAUCACAGAAAUAGAGUUUACAGAGCGGAUCACAAAUCGGAUACUACAUAUCACAAUAGCAAAGUCAUCACACAGCUUCAGGGGCUUAUUACAGGGUACGAAAAAGCUAUCAUAUGUAACCAAGAGGACAGUUAAUCAAAUUAUCCGAUUUGUAAACUCUGCGUCUGUGAUAUGAGCCUUCUGUCCCCCCUCAGGGUCAGUAUGGUAGGGUACUCUCAGCCCGCAGAGGGUCAAGGGCAGACCGUCCCCCGUGUUGUCCAGGAUCCUGAUUGGAUGAAAGAGGUUGAAAAAUCAAUAUCUCCAGCCUCUGCAGUCUGCCCUAUGUCUGUCUCUACUGUAUGUCACCCUCACUGUUUGUUAGCUGUUGGCAUUUUAGUGAACAAAACAUUUUACCAAAUAAACAGAGGAGGUUGAAUAUGAA
Siniperca chuatsi (mandarin fish) is the source of this 11144-nucleotide messenger RNA. RefSeq names its product diacylglycerol kinase beta (gene dgkg). NCBI's taxonomy places the organism in Eukaryota, Metazoa, Chordata, Actinopteri, Centrarchiformes, Sinipercidae. Bases 849 to 3464 code for a protein of 871 amino acids. Gene Ontology annotation, molecular function: calcium ion binding; ATP-dependent diacylglycerol kinase activity. The record is from RefSeq and is a predicted model, not a curated record. Gene Ontology annotation, cellular component: plasma membrane. Gene Ontology annotation, biological process: intracellular signal transduction; diacylglycerol metabolic process; lipid phosphorylation. The transcript has 25 exons.